Messenger RNA from Chaetura pelagica (chimney swift), 2265 nucleotides. RefSeq names its product UDP glycosyltransferase 8 (gene UGT8). The coding region runs from base 4 to 1629 and encodes 541 amino acids. NCBI's taxonomy places the organism in Eukaryota, Metazoa, Chordata, Aves, Apodiformes, Apodidae. The record is from RefSeq and is a predicted model, not a curated record. The transcript is spliced from 5 exons. Gene Ontology annotation, molecular function: UDP-glycosyltransferase activity.
GCUAUGAAGCCGUUUGCUCCAGCUUUCAUUCUCCUGUGGAGUGCUGUUGGGAUAGCGAGGGCUGCCAAAAUUGUUGUUGUGCCGCCAAUUAUGUUUGAAAGCCAUCUUUAUAUUUUCAAGACUCUGGCCUCAGCUUUGCAUGACCAAGGUCACCAGACAGUGUUUCUUCUCUCUGAGGGCAGAGAGAUUCCUCCAUCUAAUCACUAUAGACUUCAGCGCUACCCAGGGAUCUUUAACAGCAGCACCGCGGAUGAUUUCCUGCAGUCCAAGAUGAGGAGUAUUUUCUCUGGGAGACUGACAGCCCUCGAAUUGUUCGAUAUCCUGGACCACUAUUCCAAGAACUGUGACAUGAUAGUUGGCAACCAAAACCUCAUGCAUGCCCUGAAACAGGAAAAAUUUGACCUGCUCUUGGUAGAUCCCAAUGAGAUGUGUGGAUUUGUUAUAGCUCAUCUUUUAGGGGUUAAAUAUGCUGUCUUUUCCACUGGCCUCUGGUAUCCAGCAGAAGUGGGUGCUCCAGCUCCCCUGUCUUACGUUCCAGAAUUUAACUCGCUGCUCACAGAUCGCAUGAAUCUCUUUGAGAGGAUUAAAAAUACUGUUGUUUAUCUUAUUUCAAGAUUCGGAGUCAGUUUUUUGGUUCUGCCGAAAUAUGAAAGGAUAAUGCAGAAAUACAAGGUUCUGCCAGAACGGUCCAUGUACGACUUGGUCCAUGGAUCCAGCCUGUGGAUGCUUUGUACUGAUGUAGCACUGGAGUUUCCAAGACCUACGCUACCCAAUGUUGUUUAUGUGGGAGGAAUUCUAACCAAACCGGCCAGCCCUCUGCCAGAAGAUCUCCAAAUGUGGGUGAAUGGUGCUAAUGAAAAUGGCUUUGUCCUUGUCUCCUUUGGAGCUGGAGUGAAAUACCUGUCAGAAGAUAUAGCCAAUAAGUUAGCACAUGCCCUGGCAAGACUGCCUCAGAGAGUUAUUUGGAGGUUUUCAGGAAACAAACCUAGGAAUUUAGGCAACAAUACAAAGCUUAUAGAAUGGUUACCACAAAAUGACCUCCUUGGUCACUCUAACAUUAAAGCUUUUCUUAGUCACGGAGGUUUGAACAGCAUUUUUGAAACCAUGUACCAUGGGGUCCCAGUGGUGGGGAUUCCCCUUUUUGGAGACCAUUACGAUACUAUGACUCGUGUGCAGGCCAAAGGCAUGGGAAUAUUGUUGAACUGGAAAACUGUCACCCAGACCGAGUUGUAUGAAGCCCUAGUAAAAGUUAUUAAUGAUCCCAGCUACCGGCAGCAGGCCCAGAGGCUGUCUGAGAUUCACAAAGACCAACCUGGUCAUCCUGUUAACCGGACUGUAUACUGGAUUAAUUACAUCCUCCGUCACAAUGGAGCCCAACAUCUACGUGCCGCUGUUUACAGCAUCUCUUUCUAUCAGUAUUUCUUACUGGAUAUUGCCUUUGUUGUACUAGUGGGUGCUGCCUUACUUUAUUAUGUUUUGGCCAGGAUAACAAAAUUUAUCCGCAAACAAAGCAAACAUCUUUGGUCAAAUGACGACCAUAGCGCUGUUAAUGGACAUUACCAGAAUGGGAUCCCAAAUGGCAAGUAUAGAAGAAAUGGCCACAUUAAGCAUGAAAAAAAGGUGAAAUGAGCCAACUGCCCCAUGUAAAGUAGUAAUGAAUCAGAUCAGUAAUCGAAUUUUAUCGCUGUAACUUAGUCUAACAACUACUUAAAACCCCAAUAAGCAGUUCUAACACUCCCCUUCAGUAUGUAAUAUUAUGUGACAAAAUUCUACGGAACUAAGAAGUCUUUAAAAAAAGAAAAAGCAAGCACAACCUAAAAUGGAAAAUUUUCUUAAUACUGAUGCAGAGAGUUAUAUUGGCACUGAAGUUUUUAGAAGCCUUAAUUCUCUCAAGUUAUUCAAUGCCCAUAUUUAUGGUUUUUCAGUUUGUAAAAUCUAAAUGUGUGUGUCCCAAAUAAGGAAAGUUUUCUUUAUUUGCAGAAGUUUUUUCCUUUAUUUUUAAAUUAUUUUAAUAUAUCCAUCUUUUAGCCUGAGAGUACUUUAGGAGCUAGCUCUGUUUCCUUUGGAGGUUCAGCAUGUUGUGUCAGAAUGCUGUUUAAAAAAAAAGAACCCAAAACUUUUUCUCAGUCUUUGUGCAAGAAAGACAAGUUGCUGACUGAGAACACAGACAUUUAAAAAAAAACCUUAAAAUGAGCACUGAAGAAAAAUGGCAAAAAUAUGUAGUCAUUUUAUUGAUAAGCUGCAUGACUCUUCUGCUCACUACCA